CUGCGGCGGUAGGAGGAGGACGGGGAAGGACGGAGCUCGGCCGCGGCUGCCUCCCUCGUUCACUCCCUCGCGCGCUCGCCCGCCCCCUCCCUCCCUCCCCUCCCUUCCCCGGCCCCGGCCCCGGCCCAUUCGCUGCGCGCUCUCCGCCUAGGGAGGAUGUCGGGCUCUUCGCUCCCCGGCGCCCUGGCCCUCUCGCUCUUGCUGGUCUCUGGCUCGCUCCUUCCAGGGCCAGGCGCUGCUCAGAACGAACCAAGAAUUGUCACCAGUGAAGAAGUCAUUAUUCGAGACAGCCUCCUUCCUGUUACCCUGCAGUGUAACCUCACUUCCAGCUCUCACACCCUUAUGCACAGCUACUGGACAAGGAAUGGGGUAGAACUCACUGCCACCCGUAAGAAUGCCAGCAACAUGGAGUACAGGAUCAAUAAGCCAAGAGCUGAGGAUUCAGGCGAAUACCACUGUGUAUAUCAUUUUGUCAGCGCUCCUAAAGCAAAUGCCACCAUUGAAGUGAAAGCUGCUCCUGACAUCACUGGCCAUAAACGAAGUGAAAACAAAAACGAAGGGCAGGAUGCUAUGAUGUACUGCAAGUCAGUUGGCUACCCCCACCCAGAGUGGAUAUGGCGCAAGAAGGAGAAUGGUGUGUUUGAGGAGAUUUCCAAUAGCUCUGGUCGCUUCUUUAUCAUCAACAAGGAGAAUUACACUGAAUUGAAUAUUGUGAAUCUCCAAAUUACAGAAGAUCCUGGAGAAUAUGAAUGUAAUGCCACCAACUCCAUUGGCUCUGCCUCCGUUUCCACCGUCCUCAGGGUACGGAGCCACCUUGCCCCACUUUGGCCUUUCUUGGGAAUUCUGGCUGAAAUCAUCAUCCUUGUGGUGAUCAUUGUUGUGUAUGAGAAGAGGAAGAGGCCAGAUGAGGUUCCUGAUGAUGAUGAACCAGCUGGGCCAAUGAAAACCAACUCUACCAACAAUCACAAAGAUAAAAACUUGCGCCAGAGAAACACAAAUUAAGUACUGCUUUUAAUCUCUUUAGGUUCCUGAAAAACGAUGGCAACAUGACCUGCUAAGUUUUCUGCUUGGACCUCUUUGGUCUCUCUCCCUUUCAAGUGAGCAACACCACAAUGACCGUCUAAAGCAUGCCUUAUUUAGCCUCUCCUAUAAGGGUGACCUAGCCAGGUACAUUUUAAACAAUGCUUCAGUGUAGAAGGUGUAAACUAUUUUGGGCUUGAUGUGCUGUGAAUGUUGCUUUCCCUCCUUUUGUUAAAAUAUUUAAAUAGAAGUGAAAGGUCCUCGGAGGAUCAGAUCAUGCAUGCGCCAUUUUUUACUUAUGCAGCUGUUAAAUUGGCAAAGCUCUAAAUGCACUGCUGCCAUCUAGUGAUCAUUUUGUAAAGUACAGCAAAACCUACAGAUAUAUACAGUAUAUAAAUAUAUAUAUAUAUUUAUAUUUUUGGGGGUGGGAGAAAUCCAAAAUAAAGUCAACGCUUGUUUCAUUUUUAAGCUGCUGAUACUCAUUCCUUAUUAUUUGUCGUCAGAUGAGGAAGCUGCAGUUCUGGUACAAAAUGAUGAGAGUAUAGACUUAAGUCUGUCAUUCUAAGGGCUUACCCUAUAACUUUAAGAACCUGGAACAGUCCACUGAACGGCUAGAAUGAAUUGCAGUAUAUAUGUAUGAUUGCUUUUUAAGUGACUAUUUUUCCUUUUGUCAAAUCAUGUAAAUUCUGAAAUCUUUUGCACUGAUGUGUCAAACCUUAUUCUUGUAUAUUCAAUCAAGGCAACUUUUAUAAUUUCCCAUUUGUUUUCAAUGACCCUGAAAUGUUAAUAGCAUGGUGAUAUUCUAUGCAACUCUAGUUAUACCUUUUGGUUUGACACUGUAUUUUCACAUUGAUUUCAUGACUGAUUAUAGAUUUUAUAACCUGACUGGGUUCUCAUGCGGUACUAACUGUAGAUGCAUGUACUUGUGUUCUGUGUAAUUAUUGAAGUGCAAUGGUGUACAAAAAAAAGUGAUUCACCUGUUUUUAACAAUAAAACAUUGAUAAAAGGUG
Apodemus sylvaticus (European woodmouse) is the source of this 2030-nucleotide messenger RNA. It is a transcript of the gene Nptn, whose product is annotated as neuroplastin. The record is from RefSeq and is a predicted model, not a curated record. Lineage: Eukaryota; Metazoa; Chordata; Mammalia; Rodentia; Muridae. The transcript has 8 exons. Bases 157 to 1002 code for a protein of 281 amino acids.